AUGAGGACGCUCGAUGAAGCCCAGACACGAUGGGCCGAGACAGUGAAGCAUGCAGGGCAUCUGUCAGACUUGCAAAAUGCAGUCAAAUAUAACGGGCCUUCGAGCCCAUGCAUUUCGGGACAUCGGUCAAUUUGUUGGAAGGCAUUCCUGUUGAUGCAAGACGACCCAACAUCUGACUGGCUGCAUCGACUUUCUGAAUCGCGAAGUUUCUAUUCCGAAAGGCGAGAUCACUUCUUGAAGUUCAUCAAGCAUCCUGAGGAGCUGGCCAAGGUAGCUAUUGAUCCAUUGACGGACGAUCCAAAGUCACCAUGGAACACUGUUCGACAGGACGAGAUAAUCAGGGCUGAGAUCGCGCAAGAUGUUCGCCGAUUGCCUGAUGAACCAUUCUACCAAGAGGAGCAAACACAGACCAUGAUUAUCGACGCCUUGUUUGUGUACUGUAAGCUUCACCCUAAUAGCGGUGGUUAUCGACAGGGUAUGCAUGAGCUUCUGGCGCCCAUCGCCUUCGUCGUCAACAAGGACGCGCUUGAUGGUGUGGCCACCUCAUCCAAUGGCACAAGUGUCGAUGAGACGAUGCUCGGCAUGCUCGACUCUUCCUUCAUUGAACACGACGCGUUUGCGUUAUUCUCCAAGAUUAUGGAGAAGGCAAGGUCGUUUUAUGAAGUCCAAGACUCGAUCUCAAAGGCGGCAUUGGCGUCCGCCUCGAAAGAGCGCGUGGAAACAUCAGCCAUCGUCGAGAAGAGCAAACACAUCCAUGAGGUUCUAUUGGCCAAGGUUGAUCCUGAGCUGGCCAGCCAUCUUAAAGACAUUGAUAUUCUGCCACAGAUCUUCCUGAUCCGCUGGAUUCGCCUUCUCUUUGGUCGCGAGUUCCCAUUUGAUGAAAUGCUCGUGCUAUGGGAUACUCUAUUUGCAGUCGAUCCGUCCCUCAGCUUGAUAGAUCUGAUUUGUGUCGCAAUGCUUCUUCGCAUCCGCUGGAGCUUACUCGAGGCGGACUACUCCGUUUGUUUGCAAUUGCUUCUCAAGUAUCCUGCACCAGACGUUCCUCACGGACCGCAUACUUUUGUGGAUGAUGCGGUGUAUCUAAGAACACACCUCAAUGUCUCCGGUGGCGUUUCGCUCCUUCUAAAGUACACCGGGAAAAUGCCCAGCACGACACAAUCUGCCAGCAGUUCGCGGCCCACGACACCAAUGGGCCAAGCUUUCUCAUCUUUCAGAAAUAGAACCAAAGGUGGCCAGUCGCCGAUCCCGUCUGCGAGUAGGUUUAUCCAACAGCAGGGCGGUGUAGAGGCACUUUUCCAAGGCGCUGCUAAAAGCGUAUUGGAGCGAGGCGAGAAGCUGGGCAUUAAUCAAGCUGUACGAGACGCCAUGGGCGACAUCAAAAGAAACAUGCAAGGGCUGAACGAAGUACGCUAUCCCCCUCGGAUGGCAAAGCACCUACUAGGCGAUGACUCGGCGGCACAGGCCAUCGCUGCCAUAGAGCAACGUAAUAAAUUGCUGGCCAACAUGCUAGACGAGACAGUGACAAGUCUCAGGUCAUUGGCCACUACUAAUCUAGAAGACAAGGUCAAGACGUUGGAGCUUGUUGAGGUAGCGGCUGCUAAGGUGCAGUUUGUAAAGGUUUACUUGGAAGACCCGACUAUCGAAGUACCAAAUCUCGAGGGCUUCACCAGUCCACCGCCGGAGGAGGCAAACAACGAGACCCUGAUGGAGAUAGACGCAAACGAUAGUGCUGUGCUAGGGGCGGCGGUCGCCGCGGAGAGUGUGGCAGGUGUCAUUUCGACACUGUCUCUGGAAGAUCAAGAGAAGACGAGAUCCCCGACCUCGAAAUCAGCAAUUCCCGAUAUCAUGGACAUUGCACAAGAAGAACCCGCAGACAAACCAGCUGAACAUCCGUCAGCUCUGGUAUCAAGCCCGAAAGCUGACGCGCCUCGGGUGAAGCCAUUGGAACGACCUCAACCGCCAAUCCCGACACGAUCAACCCUCGCCCAGUCUUCUUUCUCUUGGAUGCUCGAGCCAGACCAAUCCGCCCAGACUGCAUCACCGCCCAAGUUGCCCAAGUCGAGCUCAGGAGGCGCGCAUCGCAAGAAGCCAUCUGGGAACAUCAGCAGGGAACGUAACGCUUUUCUGUUUGGCGAGGUCGUCGCGGACUCCGACGACCAGACUUUGCCAAUCAAGUCGGACGACAUUUUCGGACUACAGCCCAUGGACAAGCCAAAGUCUCCCUUUCCGUGA
Molecule: messenger RNA, 2232 nt
Organism: Colletotrichum phormii
Lineage: Eukaryota; Fungi; Ascomycota; Sordariomycetes; Glomerellales; Glomerellaceae
Product: WD repeat domain-containing protein
Exons: 6
Coding region: 1-2232 (743 amino acids)
Biological process (GO): activation of GTPase activity
Molecular function (GO): GTPase activator activity
Source: RefSeq, a predicted model, not a curated record